AGAACGUAUUAGCUGCGCAUGCGUAGACGUUGUUUUCGCUAGUAAGUCAAGAUGGCGGAUCUGCUAGGUUCAAUAUUAAACUCGAUGGAAAAACCUCCAACUGUCGGCGAUCAGGAAAGCCGACGAAAGGCUCGAGAGCAAGCAGCAAGGCUCAAGAAGAUGGAAGAAGAGGAAAAAAGAAAGAAAGCAGCGUUCAGGAAAAAGAUGGAGAAAGAAGUGUCAGAUUUCAUCCAAGACAGUAUACAACAGAAACGAAAAUACAACCCAAUGGGCAAGAUUGAGCGAAGUAUAUUGCAUGAUGUCGCUGAAGUGGCUGGUCUGACUUCUUUUUCUUUCGGGGAGGAUGAAGAGAGCCGUUAUGUCAUGCUGUUCAAGAAGGAGUUUGCUCCAUCUGACGAGGAGCUGGAGGCUUAUCGCAAAGGAGAAGAGUGGAAUCCUCAGAUAGCGGAGCAACGACGCAGAUUGAAAGAGCAGGCAGCUCUGGAAGAAGCAGCAUCCCGGCAGAGCGACAAGUCGGAGGUGUGUCCAAAUUCCAACUACAGGGACAAGUACAGCCACCUGAUUGGCACCUCUGCAGCCAAAGAUGCAGCACAUACACUGGAAGCCAAUCAGGCAUAUGGAUGUGUGCCGGUUGCCAACAAGAGGGACACCCGCUCCAUAGAAGAGGCCAUGAACGCCAUCCGAGCAAAGAAGCGGCAGAAGUUAGAAAACGACACAAACGCACACAGCAGCACUUUCUGAGUGGCUUUGUGAGACCAUGUGGACGUGCAAUGUGGUCCCUGACUAGAAAUGCAAGAUUCUCUACUUCAGACUUUAUACAUGGCAGGUGGACGGUCUACUCAGAUCCCGAUUGUACACGAGAGACUCAGGAUUUCUGAGUUCUUUGUGUCAGCUAAUAACUUCUCAGUCAUAUUUGAGCCAUUGACAGUAUGAGUAAGGAAACAUGCUUGUGUUAAAAAUAGGAUGCUCCAAGUGUACUCUCCAAUACUGACUUAGAUUCUUGCGUAGUAUUACUAUUGAAAGUGUUGAGAUCACACUUCCAAGGUUUAUUGGGUAUGGCAUUGAUAUUGUCGCCCAAUUACCAUUUUUAAAAGUCGUCAUCUUUCAAUGGAUGAGAUCAAACCAGGCUAAAAAAAUCUCUUUAAGAAAUACAAAUGUAUAUGUUUUAAGCAUCGUUUUUUCUUAUCUGUGAUCAGUCGUCACUCUAAAAUGUCAGGUCAAUGCGUACAAUGAGUUAAGAGCAGAAACAUGCAUUGUCAUGUUUUAUUUAAAGUCCUUUUUUGGUGUUAUUCUUUUCUGACAAAGGUGUCUUGGUUUGUUUUUAAAACGCUGUUUUAUCUCAUGUGUAUAAAACGUAUAAAGUGAAAAA
Molecule: messenger RNA, 1369 nt
Organism: Syngnathus typhle (broad-nosed pipefish)
Lineage: Eukaryota; Metazoa; Chordata; Actinopteri; Syngnathiformes; Syngnathidae
Gene: spag7
Product: sperm associated antigen 7
Exons: 7
Coding region: 52-741 (229 amino acids)
Molecular function (GO): nucleic acid binding
Source: RefSeq, a predicted model, not a curated record